AUGGGAUCCUACGGGGGAUCCUCGGGAUCUUAUGGGGGCAGGCCGGGAUCCUACGGGGGAAUGGGAUCCUAUGGGGGAUCGGGAUCCUCUGGAGAAGAUUCGGGAUCCUCUGGAGGCUCUGGAUCCUACGGGGGCAGCCCAGGAUCCUUCGGGGGACCGGGCUCCUACGGGGGGGACUCUGGAUCCCUGGGGGGAUCCUUCGGGGGAUCCCGGCAGCGCCCCGGCUACAAGAACCCCGGGAUCCCCUUCGUGCCGGGGCUGCACCACCCCGCCCGCCUCGGGGGGCGCUUCCCCAUCCGCCGGGGGCCGGGAUCCGGCCAGGGAUCCGGCCUGGGCUACGGCCAGGGAUCCGGGCGCCUCCGGGCUCUGCGCCCGCCCCGGUUCCGGUUCUGGUUCCGGUUCCGGUCCCGGUUCGGGUUCGGGAUCGCUGUCCCCGCUGACGGCCGGGGUGGAUCCCUGCAAGGAUCCGCUGGGGCUGCUCAGCCCCCAGCUGGGAUCACCGGGAUCACCCUCGGGAUCGUGCCGUCGCUCGGCGUGCCAGGGCGGCAGACCGGGAUCCGCCGGAUCCGGAUCGGGAUCGGCUGGAAGUCCGGGAUCCUACGGAGGAAAUUCAGGAUCCUACGGAGGAAAUUCGGGAUCAGCUGGAAAUUUGGGAUCCUACGGAGGAGACUCGGGAUCCUAUGGGAACUCAGGAUCCUACGGAGGAAAUUCGGGAUCUUACGGAUCGGGAUCGUCUGGAAAUUUGGGAUCCCAUGGGGGAUCGGGCUCCUACGGGGGAAAUUCGGGAUCCUACGGAUCAGGAUCCUCUGGAAAUUCGGGAUCCUACGGGGGAUCCAGCUCAGGCUCCUACGGAUCCGGAUCUGGCCGACCGGGAUCUGGAUCUGGAUCAGGGAGACCAGGAUCUGGAAAACCCGGAUCGGGCAGCCCCGUCACCAUGGCAACAACGCCGCGCCGUCGCUCUCCAGUGACGUCACGCGGUCCUCCCGCAUCCCACAAUCCCCCGCGGCCGUGAGGGGAAAGGGGGGGUCCUCCAGUAUCCCACAAUGCCCCGCGGCCGUGAGGGGAAGGGGGGGUCCGCCUGUAUCCCACAAUGCCCCGCGCGUGCCCCCUCCCUCCCUCCCCGAGCUGCUCCGUUUCCAGCUGCCGGGCCACGAGGCGGCGGCGCUGCGCUCCAUGACGCGCCUGCGGGCCGAGGAGCGCUUCUGCGACGUCACCAUCGUGGCGCGCAGCCUGCGCUUCCGCGGCCACCGCGUCAUCCUGGCCGCCUGCUCGCCCUUCCUGCGCGACCAGUUCCUGCUGAACCCCGCGGCCGAGCUGCGCGUCUCGCUGGCGCACAGCGCCCGCGUGCUGGCCGACCUGCUGCUCUCCUGCUACACCGGCGCGCUGGAGUUCGCCGGCCGCGACCUCGUCAACUACCUGACGGCCGCCAGCUACCUGCAGAUGGAGCACGUGGUGGAGCGCUGCCGCGGCGCCCUGGCCAGGUUCAUCCAGCCCUCGCCCGCCGCGCCGGUGCCGCCGCCGAAGCCCGAGGAGGACGAGGAGGAUGAGGACGAGGAGGACGCCACGGAUGUUUGUAUCGUCAAGGUGGAGCCGGCCACGCGGCGGCGCGGCAGGAGGUGGCCGGCGGUGGCCGGCGGCGAGGCGGCGCAGGGAGGGUCGGGGGUGGCCGCGGUGGUGGCCGCCGCGCCGGAUAACGCCACGGCGCAGCUGGGGGUGGUCAAGGCGUGCUACAGCCUGGCCGAGGAUGCUGAAGGUGAAGGUUUGGUCAUUUUCCCCGGUGGAGGAGGAGGCGGCGGCAACAACGCGGCCGCCAACGAGGAGCCGCCGGGCAACCAAGCCGCCGUGGGCACCUCGGCGACCGCGACGGCCGCGCCUUCGUCGUCGUCGUCGUCCUCGCGGUGCGGGAAGUGCGGGGAGAGCUUCCAGGGCGUGGAGAAGCUGGUGUUCCACAUGCGGGCGCAGCACUUCGUGUUCAUGUGCCCGCGCUGCGGCAAGCAGUUCAACCACAGCAGCAACCUGAACCGGCACAUGAACGUGCACCGCGGCGUGAAGUCGCACGGCUGCGGCGUCUGCGGCAAGAGCUUCACGCAGAAAUCCACGCUGCACGACCACCUGAACCUGCACAGCGGCGCCAGGCCCUACCGCUGCUCCUACUGCGACGUCAGGUUCGCCCACAAGCCGGCCAUCCGGCGGCACCUGAAGGAGCAGCACGGCAAAACCACGGCGCAGAACGUUCUGGAAGCCGGCGGCAGCGAGGGGGGAGUGGUGAUGCGUUGAUGUUGGGGAGGGGGAGGGCCCGGCGUGUGGGG
This is a messenger RNA of Pyrgilauda ruficollis (rufous-necked snowfinch), 2309 nucleotides long. Its product is annotated as zinc finger and BTB domain-containing protein 12-like. Gene Ontology annotation, molecular function: DNA-binding transcription factor activity, RNA polymerase II-specific; protein binding; RNA polymerase II cis-regulatory region sequence-specific DNA binding. NCBI's taxonomy places the organism in Eukaryota, Metazoa, Chordata, Aves, Passeriformes, Passeridae. The record is from RefSeq and is a predicted model, not a curated record. Gene Ontology annotation, biological process: regulation of transcription by RNA polymerase II. Bases 1 to 2277 code for a protein of 758 amino acids. The transcript has 3 exons.